Hevea brasiliensis (rubber tree) is the source of this 845-nucleotide messenger RNA. RefSeq names its product PRA1 family protein D. The record is from RefSeq and is a predicted model, not a curated record. Gene Ontology annotation, cellular component: endoplasmic reticulum; Golgi apparatus. Gene Ontology annotation, biological process: vesicle-mediated transport. NCBI's taxonomy places the organism in Eukaryota, Viridiplantae, Streptophyta, Magnoliopsida, Malpighiales, Euphorbiaceae. Bases 115 to 651 code for a protein of 178 amino acids. The transcript has a single exon.
AAUUUGGAAAAUGCCCAAGUCAACUUGACUCACGCUGGGAUCAAAGAUUUCUUGUUUGAAGCCGAAUGAGAAUCCUUUGAAUCAGAAAAAUUUUCAUCUUCAGUAACGAGAACAAUGUCCAAUUCUCCCCAAUUCUUCGCGAGCUUCAAGCAAACCUCCCAAUCCCUAAAAGCUAGUCUUCGUCCAUGGUUACUUUUUCUAGACCUCACCUCUCUCUACCUCCCCUCCUCCAUCCCCGACGCCACUACUCGUUUAACUCAGAACCUCACUCAUUUCGGUGCUAAUUACUCAAUCAUCGUCUUGCUUGUCCUCUUCUUGAGUCUCCUUUAUCAUCCUCUCUCCCUAAUCGCCUUCUUUAUCACGCUCGUUGCUUGGGUCUUUCUUUACUUCUCUCGCGAGGAGCCCCUCAGUGUUUUCGGUUACCAGGUUAAUGAUUUGCUGGUUUUAGUUGCGCUUUUCGCGGUGACGGUUUUGGUAUUGGUUUGGAGUGGCGUUUGGCUUAAUGUAGUGGUUGCGGUCGGAAUCGGUAUCGUUUUGGUCAUUUUACACGCGCUGCUCAGGAGCACGGAUGAUCUUGUGGCGGAUGAUAUAGAAACGUCGCCGUAUGUGAAUCUGCUUUCUGAUGAUGAUAGCCUAAGAGGGUUUUUGUAGCGGUACUUGAUCUUUUCUUCUUCUUGGAAAGAUUCUUGCUUUCCUUUCAUGCGAUUUUUAUCAAACAUAAUUGUUGUUUUUGUAGAUUACUGCUUUUGAAUUUCUUGAUAAAAGAUUUGAGGUGGUAGUCAGUUGUACGAAUUUACUAAAGAAAAAUCAAUGGAUGGCGAGGAAUCGUUGCUAUAGUUUUGUAA